This is a messenger RNA of Parnassius mnemosyne (clouded apollo), 1347 nucleotides long. NCBI's taxonomy places the organism in Eukaryota, Metazoa, Arthropoda, Insecta, Lepidoptera, Papilionidae. The record is from the annotation of a GenBank genome assembly.
AUGCGAGAGAUCAUCAAUCUUCAAGUAGGCGCAUGCGGGAAUCAGAUUGGAGGAAAGUUCUGGGAGGUGAUAUCCGAUGAGCACGGCAUCGAUCCCAGCGGCUGCUACCACGGUGACUCCGACCUUCAGCUAGAACGUAUCAAUGUUUACUAUAAUGAGGCAUCGGGUGGUAAAUACGUGCCAAGGACGGUGCUUGUCGAUCUCAAGCCUGCCACCAUGGACGCGGUACGCUCUGGCCCCUUCGGCUGCCUGUACCGACCCGACAAUUUUGUGUACGGACAGAACGGGGCCGCUAACAACUGGGCUAGAGGUUUCUACACUGAAGGUGUAGAGAUUUUGGAAUCUGCUUUGGAUGUCAUCAGACGAGAAGCUGAGGGUUGUGAUUGUUUACAAGGCUUCCAAAUGUCACAUUCGCUUGGAGGCGGCACGGGAUCCGGCCUCGGCACACUCCUGGUCAACAAAAUCCGUGAAGAAUAUCCCGAUCGGAUAAUCCUAUCAUUUUCUGUAUUCCCCAGCGCACGAGUAUCGGACUGUGUUGUAGAGCCGUAUAACACUACAUUGGCGGUGAACCAGCUGGUGGAAAACACCGACCAUACGUUUUGCUUGGACAACGAGGCCCUAUACGAUAUUUGCUUUAGGACUUUGAAACUGACCACGCCCACAUACGGCGACUUAAAUCAUUUGAUCUGCGCGACGAUGUCUGGUAUCACGACAUGCUUGCGUUUCCCCGGGCAAUUGAACGCGGAUCUACGUAAACUGGCAGUGAAUAUGGUGCCAUUCCCACGCCUCCAUUUCUACACGCCCGGAUUCGCGCCGCUUACCUCGAGAGGCGCCCAACAGUAUAGAGCUCUGACUGUCCCCGAGUUGACGUUGCAGAUGUUCGACGCUAAGAACAUGAUGGUCGCUUGUGACCCUCGACACGGCCGGUACUUGACUGUGGCCACGAUAUUCCGAGGGCGAAUGUCGAUGAAGGAAGUUGACGAACAGUUGUUAAAUAUACAGAAUAAAAACAGCACGUACUUUGUCGAAUGGAUCCCGAACAAUGUAAAGAUUGCAGUAUGCGAUAUACCUCCUCGAGGAUUGAAAAUGGCGUCUACAUUCAUAGGAAAUACCACAGCCAUACAGAGCAUAUUCAAGAGGGUCGGGGAACAAUUUGUAGCUAUGUUUAGGCGGAAAGCGUUCCUUCAUUGGUACACUGGCGAAGGCAUGGACGAGAUGGAGUUCACAGAAGCGGAAAGUAAUAUGAACGAUUUGAUAUCAGAGUACCAGCAAUACCAGGAUGCUACGGCAGACGAUGAAGGCGAGUUUGAUGAGGAAGCGGAGUGCGAAGGAUUGGAGGAAGAAUAG